This is a messenger RNA of Neurospora hispaniola, 1731 nucleotides long. Its product is annotated as thiamine diphosphate-binding protein. The record is from RefSeq and is a predicted model, not a curated record. NCBI's taxonomy places the organism in Eukaryota, Fungi, Ascomycota, Sordariomycetes, Sordariales, Sordariaceae. The coding region runs from base 1 to 1731 and encodes 576 amino acids. Gene Ontology annotation, molecular function: magnesium ion binding; pyruvate decarboxylase activity; thiamine pyrophosphate binding. The transcript has 3 exons. Gene Ontology annotation, cellular component: cytosol; nucleus.
AUGUCAGACAUCCGGACACAGAGUCUGCAGAAGCCCGUGACAGUGGCUGAGUAUCUCUUUAGAAGAUUGCAUCAAAUCGGCAUCCGCUCAGUCCACGGCCUGCCAGGAGACUUCAACCUGGUUGCUCUCGACUACGUUCCUAAAGCCGGGUUGAAAUGGGUUGGUAGCGUGAACGAGCUCAACGCUGCCUAUGCCGCCGACGGCUACGCCCGUGCCAAGGGUAUCUCUGCCCUUGUAACCACAUUCGGUGUUGGCGAACUAUCCGCCAUCAACGGUGUUGCCGGUGCUUACUCUGAGCAUGUCCCUAUCGUCCAUAUCGUCGGCUGCCCUUCGACCAUCUCCCAGCGCAAUGGCAUGCUUCUACACCAUACCCUCGGUAACGGUGACUUCCACGUUUUUGCCAAUAUGAGCGAAAAUAUCUCUUGCGACGUUGCCAAGCUAGUUAAACCUAGUGAGAUCGCCUACCAGAUUGACCAUGCGAUCCGGGAGUGCUGGAUCCGCAGCCGGCCCGUGUACAUUUGGCUACCUACCGACAUGGUUGAGAAGAAGAUCGAGGGCGCUAGAUUGGACACAGAGAUUGAUCUCUCCGAGCCGGAGAAUGAUCCCGACAGAGAGGACUAUGUCGUCGAUGUGGUCCUCAGAUACCUCCAUGGAGCCAAGAAUCCGGUGGUCCUGGUCGACGCAUGCGCAAUCCGCCAUAGGGUUACUGAAGAAGUCAAACGGUUCAUUGACAAGACCAAGCUUCCGGUGUUUGUUACACCCAUGGGCAAGGGUGCCUUCGAUGAAACGUCCGAGCACUACGGUGGUGUCUAUGCUGGCACCGGCUCUCUUCCCGAAGUUGCUAAGCGCGUUGAGGGUUCUGAUUUGGUUUUGUCCAUUGGCGCGAUCAAAAGUGACUUCAACACUGCUGGCUUCUCGUAUCACACCUCACAACUGAAUACCAUCGAUUUGCAUAGCGACCAUUGCACUGUGCGCUACUCCGAGUAUCCUGGCGUUGCAAUGAGGGGUGUGCUCCGGAAGGUCACUGAGCGCAUCGACAUGUCCAAGCUCUCGAUAACCCCUUCUCCCCCGGUCGAGAAUGCUGUAGCUGAGAACAGGGAUGACUCGCAGGCCAUCACUCAGGCGUGGUUCUGGCCAAGAGUAGGCGAGUACUUCCAGGAAGGAGAUGUCGUUGUUACCGAAACGGGCACAGCCAACUUCGGCAUCUGGGAAAGCAGAUUCCCCAAGGGCGUCAUGGGGGUGACGCAGGUACUAUGGGGAAGUAUCGGCUGGUCGGUAGGCGCUGCCCAGGGCGCGGCACUGGCAGUGAAGGAUCUUGAACAAGAUAGGCGAACAAUCUUGUUCGUGGGUGAUGGUAGUUUUCAACUGACUUGCCAGGAAGUCAACACGAUGCUGAAACAUAACUUGAGGGUCACCAUCUUCCUCAUCUACAACGAAGGCUACACUAUCGAACGUUACAUCCAUGGCAUGGACGCGGAUUACAACGAUAUCACCCGCUGGAACUAUACCGAUAUCCCCGCGGUCUUUGGCGCCAAGGAAGGCCAGUCUCAGAAGUUCGUCAUCAAGACAAAGGAUGAGUUGGAGAGGCUCCUCAAAGACAAAGAUUUCAACGAGUAUAAAGGCCUGCAGUUUGUAGAGUUGUGGAUGCCAAAGGAUGAUGCGCCGCGGGCGUUGAAGCUCACGGCCGAAAUUUCGGCGAGGAACAACUCUAGGAUUGAGGAUGAGCAGUGA